CCCGCCCGCCGCGCUGCCCCGACACGGAGCCCGGGGACCAACGGCCGCGGCCGCCUCCCGCCCCGCCCGCUGCCUCACGGCGGCCGCCAGCCUGGGCGCGGGACGGCACGCAUGCGCGGGAACGGGGACUUGUUGCUCGGGCCGAAUAGCACUGUCAUGUGUGGCCUUCUUGUAGAGGUGUGAUAUCCCCGAAGUAGUGCAUAUAGGCCUGUGAUGAGGACCUGCAGCCUUUGAUUCCAAAGGAUAGAGCUUUUUGGGGAAAGGCAAGAUGAGCCCUUUCUUCUUUCUGGGUAUUGGACAUUCUCAUCUGGCCUAUUCUAGGAAUAGAAGUGGAUUUUUCAACUCAACAAAUGAAACUUACUGCUACAGCACAGCCCAGGGCAGCACAGUGCUCCAGGGAGUAACUUUCGGUGGAAUCCCAACUGUCUUGCUGCUUGAUGUCACCUGCUUUUUUAUUUUAAUAUUGUUGUUUUCCAUUAUAAGGAAGAGGUUCUGGGACUACGGACGCGUUGCUCUUGUGUCAGAAGCUGAAGGUGGAGUAAGAUAUACCCACUCAUCAGCAUCUUCAUCAGCACCUGAAGUUCUUGAAUAUGACAGUGGCUUUUGUUCUUGGAUGGCGGCUGCUUUUCGGAUGCAUGAUGAUGAGAUUCAUGAUAGAUGUGGUGAAGAUGCCAUACAUUACCUUACCUUCCAACGUCACAUCAUCUGCUUGUUGGUUGCUGUCAGCAUUUUGUCUGUUGGUGUCAUAUUGCCUGUCAACUUAUCAGGUGAUCUUCUUGUUAAAGAUCCCUACAGUUUUGGAAGAACAACUAUACAGAACUUAGAAACUGGUAACAAUCUUCUUUGGCUGCACACAUGUUUUGCUGUUGUUUACCUGAUUCUGACUGUUGUCUUCAUGAGUCAUCACAUGAAAACAGUCACAUAUAAAGAAGAAAAUAUAGUUAAGUGCACAUUGUUUAUAACUGGUCUUCCAAAAAAUGCAAAACAAGAAGCUAUUCAAGGCCAUUUCAUUGCUGCCUACCCAACUUGUGCUGUGCUGGAAGUCCAGCUAUGUUAUGAUGUAACCAGGCUUAUUCAUCUAUUUAGAAAAAGAAAUGAGGCAGAAAGAAGCCUGAGUUACUAUAAACAUAUGUAUGAGAAGCAUGGCAGUCAAGUCAAAAUCAACCCUAAGCCAUGUGGUCAGUUCUGCUGCUGUGAAAUGAGAGGAUGUGAAAGGGAAGAUGCUGUAGAUUAUUAUACUAGAGUUACAAAUGAACUGGUUGAAGAAUUCUCAAAAGAGGAACAAGCAGUUCAAAACAAACCACUAGGAAUGGCAUUUGUAACAUUUCAUGAUAAAUCCAUGGCAACCUAUAUCCUUAAGGACUUCAAUGCCUGCAAAUGUCGGAGUAUUAAGUGUAAGGGAGAACCCCAGCCAUCGUCCUACAGCAAGGAAUUGUGCGUAACAAACUGGGAGGUUAAAUAUGCUCCGUAUCCUGAGAAUAUAUGUUGGAAUAAUCUUUCGGUGCGUGGGCUGAACUGGUGGGUCAGAUGGUGGUGCAUUAAUUUGUCUCUUCUUAUUUUGCUGUUUUUUCUUACCACUCCAUCCAUAAUCAUAUCAACCAUGGACAAGUUCAAUGUCACUAAACCUAUUCACUACCUUAAUAAUCCUAUCAUCAGUCAGUUCUUCCCAACACUCCUGCUCUGGUCCUUCUCAGCUUUGCUGCCAACAAUUGUUUAUUAUUCAACAUUGCUGGAGUCCCACUGGACAAAAUCUGCGGAGAACAGAAUAAUGAUGCAUAAAGUCUACAUAUUUCUGAUCUUCAUGGUAUUGAUUCUGCCUUCCCUUGGUCUUACUAGCCUUGAUUUUUUCUUCCGUUGGCUGUUUGACAGAGAGUCAUCUGAUUCUGCCAUUAGGCUGGAAUGUGUCUUUUUGCCUGACCAGGGAGCAUUCUUUGUGAACUAUGUGAUUGCCUCUGCUUUUGUUGGCAAUGGGAUGGAGCUGCUGCGCCUACCUGGCCUCAUCCUUUACACCAUACGCAUGAUAAUGGCCAAGUCUGCUGCAGAAAGGAAAAAUAUUAAACAGCAACAGGCAUUUGAAUAUGAAUUUGGAGCAAUGUAUGCCUGGAUGUUGUGUGUGUUCACUGUCAUCAUGGCCUACAGCAUUACAUGCCCCAUCAUUGUCCCGUUUGGGUUAAUAUAUAUGCUCCUGAAGCACAUGGUUGACCGUUAUAACCUUUACUAUGCAUACCUCCCUGCUAAGCUGGAGAAAAAGAUGCACUUUUCAGCAGUGAACCAGGCACUUGCAGCUCCAAUUCUCUGCCUUUUCUGGCUUUAUUUUUUUUCUUUUUUGAGAUUGGGCUUUAAAGCACCUACAACAAUGUUUACAUUGCUAGUUGUAAGCAUCACAAUUGCUGUUUGCGUGGCUUAUACUUGUUUUGCGUGUUUCAAGCACCUGAGCCCAUUGAACUAUAAGAUAGAAGACAUUCAAGGUGAAAGUGGAGACAUAGAUGUACGAACCAUUCCGGCAUCUUCUAUGUACAUCCCUCGAGUUUUGCAACCUCGUUCUACAGAAAGGACGAUGUUUGCCCAUGAGGAGAAGCAAACAUAUGGUACCAUGGGCAACGAUACUUUAGGGGCAGAAAUCACAACCUAUUCUGCCCAAUCAGCAAUUGGAAGAAUAGCAGAAGGAUCCAUAUGAAUGCCAAGGACUAACACAAGGUGGAGCACUUGAUCCAACUUCAGAAGAACUGAUUCCUCACCAUUGUCUAUUAAGAAUUCUGAUUCACAGAUUACUGCCUACAGAAGAGAUACAGAAAUGAUUCAUUGUGUGGUCUGCAGCUGUGCUUGGAGAUUAAAAAGAGAUGCCUUGGGACUGAUUGUUUACCCUGCUGUCUACAAGCAUUGCAAAAUAAACAUUUUGAACACGGA
Phasianus colchicus (ring-necked pheasant) is the source of this 2907-nucleotide messenger RNA. RefSeq names its product transmembrane protein 63A (gene TMEM63A). Gene Ontology annotation, cellular component: plasma membrane. Gene Ontology annotation, molecular function: nucleic acid binding; calcium-activated cation channel activity. NCBI's taxonomy places the organism in Eukaryota, Metazoa, Chordata, Aves, Galliformes, Phasianidae. The record is from RefSeq and is a predicted model, not a curated record.